GAAAUUGCUGAAACCGUAGUAGCAUGUGUUAAAGUAGGAAUUACAAAACUAUUUGGUUGCACGACUGGUAACAUGCCUGGCUUCGGUAGAAAUUAGUUUCAUGAACUCAAUCAAUUAUGGUAAUUACUAAGUUCUGGUUAGCCUUCCCCCAAAGUGAGCUAAAAUAGACCCCAAAAACAAAACAUUCUCAGCCAUUUGAACUCCCCUCGAGUACGUCGUGUGACAAACAUUUAUCGGGGGCUCUCCUGGAAUAGUUCCUGCUAGAUCAUCCUGUUCCAUUUUUUCGAUAGCAAAUCUUCACCGAUACAUAGCGCACAAGCACCGACAGUCACCUCUUCCUCCCCAAAGAUGAGAGACAUAACAGAGACAGAUGGAAGAGAAAAGAAAAGACAGAAAAAAGAGGGACACCCAGAGCCCUCCGGGAAUUGGGAUCGGUGUCAGUUUUAUGUGCAAAGAAAAAAGCGUUUUUGCAAGCAGCGGCCAGCGGAUGGAAAAAAAUACUGUGGAAACCAUCAGCACCUAGAAGAACAAGACGUAUCUUGUUCGACAGUUGGAAAAAAAAAGAAAAUUCGGAAAAGAAUUCCUUGUCCAAUAGACCCAUCACAGUAAGACUUUUAAUGUAUAUUUCAACCUGCCUGUUUGGAUUCGACAUUUCUCGUUGUCGAGUCGACAAAAUGGCAUGCAUUUGUCUUAUGCUCACUGAUUUUCAAAUUCCUUACCACACAGUACGAUUUUUGAGGACAAUCUCAAAAAACAUAUCUUGAUCUGUCCUCGAGCCAAAGAGAAGAAACGCCAGGAGAAGGAGCCGUACUUUUUAGAAAAUGUGAACUGUGGGGGUUACGGUCGACUAGAUGUUACCGAACAAGUAACACCAAUUUCUCAGUCUAAAUUGGGAUUCGAGCCAGGCACUUCUACCUGGGCUCAGCGUAUCGCUCGUCGGGUUCUGCGAGCUCAUCAGUCAAUUUUUAGGAAUGACAAUACCUGUGAUAUUUCGGCCUUGACGUGCCAAGAUAUUCACGAUGCAAUCGAAGUGAAAGACUUGUCUCGACCAGAAAUAGAUGCAGGGAUAGAGGCAGGAUUUUUAUCGCAUCAUGUCAAGAGUGGAGGUAUUCAACACACGACACAAAUCGCUAGUUUAAUCGGUCAUUUGAAACAAAUGGGUCUUUUCGACCGACAGAAUGAGAAGGAAAAUUCUGCUUCUCAUUCUGCUGUCGCUACGGAUGCUCGCGACUCUUCGUCUCCAUCGGCCCAAAAUUCACCUUUGGUAAUCCUUGAAAUGGGCGCCGGUCGUGGUAUGUUCGGAUUGGCAGCUGCAGGUGUGGCAAAUGUGUGUGGAGCAAAUACACAUUUUUUCAUGUUGGAUCGAGCGGGUGCCCGAUCAAAAGCCGACAAAGCAUUCCGCAACAUUCCGAAGAACGUUUGCACCGACAAGCCCUACCUAAAGCUUGAUGGUAUUGACUGGUGCCGACUCUGUUGUGACGUUUCCCAUGUGAACCUACCGGUAGUCCUUCACAGAGAUGAGAAAUUUAAGAAUGCCAAAAUUGUUGUUAUCGCAAAACAUCUUUGCGGAGCGGGAACUGAUUUGGCACUAAAAGCUAUUGAACCUAUUCGUCAAAAGGUUACUGGAUGUCUGUUUGCUACCUGCUGCCAUGGAGUCUGUGAUUGGAAGCAUUAUGUCGGGCGAGAUAUUCUCCGUGGGGUCAUGGAAGGCGAGGAGUCCAAUGAUGAAGCUAGCAAGGUUCCGUCGUUUGGACCAUUGGAAUUCGAUUUGCUUCGUCGUUGGAGCGCAGCCACAGUGGCAACCAGAGGAGGAAAAUCGAAAGGCACUUCCAAUACGAUGGAGUCUUUGGUUGUAGAUAAUGACAUGGAUCACACAAACCCAAUUUUUGAAAACAAUAGAAACCAUGACGCAAAAAAUAUGGAAACCAGCAUAUCAGCCGUUGUUGAAAGACUGGAUUUGUCGUGUACUAUUCAAGGGUUGGGUCGUGCAUGCCAACGACUGAUUGAUUUCGGAAGGUCCAAAUAUAUUGAUCAAAUUAUUUUUGAAACCAAAGACGACAAAACGGUGGUCAACAAAUUGAACUAUUAUGUCAACUCCGAUAUCACACCUCAAAAUGUGAGUACUCGUGUAAUAUUUGUGACCGUCAAGCGAUGAAUAUGUCUCGAACCACCUACCGUUACCCUUGAACUUCUUUUUAAUAUUUUCGUCCCAUUCAUAUCCGUACUAUGAUAUUUACAGGCUUUUCUCCAAGCAUAUCGAAAGCCCCAACACGCUGAAGAAUAAAGUGAAAUUUACCUCUUCCCAAAUUUCCUGUUGAAUGUUACUUCGUCAAGAAGCUAAGAAAGCCAAGAAAGGGAUGACGCAAGAACAUUGGUUUGUUUAACGCAUGGAUCCUGAAGCACUUAAAAUGCUUAUUUUGUAGAAUAUCUUUAGAAGUUUAGAAUAUAUCAAUGUAAUUUAUGUUUCAUGAAUACUGGUACAACGCUAGGAGAAAACGAAAAAACGAGAUAUUUCAGGUCUUUCUUAAAAGUCCAAAAAACUUUGAUUCGCCCUAGGCGAUUUCAUCUUAUUGAAGUCGAAUUCUUCGCUGCCAGAGAAAGAUGGCUCGCCGUAAGAGAUUUCUUCCACAGUCUCAUUGUUAUUCGCACUCGUUGUGCCUGCGUAUUGGAACGUUCUGGGCCUCCUCUUGAACAUGACGAAUAUGAAGAUCCCCAUGACCGCGAUGGUGAACAUUAAUAUUCCAAAACUCUUGAAAAAGUUCGAAACGCUGUCUGCGUAAAUAGCUUUCACGUUAUUCGUCCAGGACGUAAAGAAAGUUGUUCCACUGCAGUAUGGCGUAUUGGCUCCUCCGUAGUCGUACGUGUUUUGGUAAAUACUUGACUUUAUCCCGACUGAUAGCUUAGGAUAAAACACAGGAUUGUAAUAGCCACCAACUUCAUUACUAUCUUCGUCCCAGUAAAAACUAGAUUUGAUGCGGUACUUCCCUGCCGCUGGACAAACACUUCCAUCCAAUGAUUUUAGAGAGCUGAGGGAACAUAGAUCGGCGUUAUCGAGCACUUGCUGGUUUCUUUCGUACCACCCAAUACUACCUUCUGCUUUUAUAUCAAGAACAGGUUGUCCAUUGAUGUUGAUAUUUUCGGCGUCGUUGAUGUAAAAGUCGAUCAAGAAUUUACCCUUGUCGCCCGAAGUACAAUUUUGACUGUUUCGAUAUUUUCCGCUUCCGUAAUAAAAGGUCCCAGGGCUAUCGCAAUAGAUUUGUACGUCCUGAACUUCAAUUGAUGUAUCAGAACACACAGAGAAUCCGUUGUUGUUAUAAGCACUGCCAUUGUCAUUGCCAUUGUCAUUGCCAUUGCCAUUGUUAUUGGCGUUGUUGUUGUUGUUGUUGUUGUUGUUGUUGUAGUACUUGUUGUAAUUGCCGUUGUCUUCCGCACCAACAAGAACGGUCGAUGCUAGACACGAUGCACAGAAUAAGAUAGUUUUCAUUUU
This is a messenger RNA of Pseudo-nitzschia multistriata, 3487 nucleotides long. Lineage: Eukaryota; Bacillariophyta; Bacillariophyceae; Bacillariales; Bacillariaceae. The record is from the annotation of a GenBank genome assembly.